AUGGUAGCCUCAACUGCCUGGUCAGUAUUCCAAGUUCCACUGGGCAUCUGUUUGUUCUUGUUUAUGCUCGGACAAAUCGGAUGUCGACCGUGGAGCUCUGCUCUCGCAAACCACUCGAGCCAACCAGCAGUGGAUCAAGAACAGGACAGACACAAACUUCCCGACUUCAUCCAGUCCUGGGAGACUUACAAGAACUACACCAGCCAUCACAGAACUUUUACCGGCCACGCGGACCGUCAGGCGACCAUCGACAUCCUCAAAUCCCGCGUCCCGGCAUCCCGCAUCCAGGAGGACGAUGACCCGGACCAAACAACGCUUUUCACCGACCGGUACCGACUCGAGAUCGAUCAACGGGGAAUCCUCGGUCACGGGGCCAGUGGCUAUGUCUAUCCCGGCAUCUUGUCCCAUCUGAGGCUCAACGAAGCCCAGGAUGUCGCCGUGAAGGUCUCGCAUCACCCCCAUGUGCUGUGGGAGGCUCAGCUAAUGGAUGUCAUUCACGGCGAUCACCUGCUCCAUUACCUGGAGACGGUAUCCAUUCCCCAACCAGAAGAUGACAAGGCGGCAAAUGGACUGGUAUAUGCAAUGGUCAUGCCGCGCAUGCAGGGGACUCUGCACUCAUGGGCGGCCAGGUCGCCGUCGAGCGAGGAGUCAGAGCAGCGGACUCGCUCCGCUAUGCUGCAGAUGUGGGAAGGGUUGGUCCAGCUGCACGCGCAGGGGUUCGCGCAUCGCGACGUGAAGCUCGCGAAUAUGGUGUAUAGAUGGAACGAGACGGGAGAGAUGCACGUCCUCCUCUCGGAUCUGGAUCGCGCUACCCCUGCCCGAGAGGUGAGAGGCAGUGCAGGGACUUUGGGGUAUCUAUCUCAAGAGAUCCUACUCGACCAUAAACACGACCCGAUGAGCUCGGAUGUCUUUGCCAUGGCGAUGUCGUUCCUGGGAUUGGUCUCCAGCAAAAUGUCGGCUGAUCGGGACUUUCGUAUGCUGGUGUGGAAGAGUGUGGUUGAUGCUGCGACACAGUCGCGCGUCGAAACCACUCUGCUUGGUUUGUUUGGCAGCAGCUUAUCUGCGAGGCAGGCGGGGCUGUUAGCGAAAGCGCUGUGCGAGCAAGAGGGGGAGGACGAUGGCAGAUGGAUGCGGCGCUUCACGGCCGAGGAGUUUCUUGUUCUGCAGUGCGGACCACAACACAUAUGGAGGCCUUGUGGACUAAAUUACCCCGCUCCAACCAACCAUGGCUGCCAUACACCCCGCGAGGCGAUUCAGUGCCCAUUGUUGGCAUCGGCAUUGGCAUUCAGUAUGGACCCCCUAAGCGCCUUCUCGCUCGCGUGUAACAUUCUUCAAGUCAUCGAACUGGGUCAGAAAACCCUGACCCUGACCCUGAACUACCGCAAAGCCAGCACGGGCGAACCACGCGAGCACGAGGAUCUGCAAGGAGUGCUGCAAUGCCUGAUCAGUUUGAAUGUCGACCUGCACGCCUCGAUCCCGACCUCCACCGAGCCAGGCAGUCUCACCCCGGCGCUGGCUCGGUUGAAACAGGCCAACGAAGAGUGUCUUCGUCUGUCGAUCGAGUUCGUAGACUUGUUGAACAAGCUGAAGCUCCGCACCCCCCAUGCAUUGCUGGAGUCCAUCCGGGCCAGCAUCAAGACGCUAUGGAACCGCGACCGCAUGGAAGCUAUGUCUAAAGCUGUUGGUCGGGCGCGGGAGAAUCUCAACACCGCCCUGCUCUUUUACCUCAAAGAUACUCAAGCCACCGUGGCGGGCCAGGAUCAGAUUCUCCAAUCGACGGCUCAGCUAGAGGACAACGUCUUGUCUGCACUGGAGGAACGCUGUGCACUGAUCCGAGCCGACGUACGCCAGGUUCUGGAGCAGGUGCAGGCACCCGGCGUGAACCAAGCGGCAGAAACUCAGCUUCUGGUCUCGCAUCGGCAUCAGCUCGACUACCUUCAACGUCAGAUCCAUGGCAUUCUCGAUCGACAAGAACAUCUGAGCAACCUGGAUGAGCAAAGAAGACAAGCAGAAACCCACCAAAUGUUCUUGGCUAGCAUUCAAUUUCCGCAGAUGCAGGAACGUGCUCAACAGAUUCGUACCGCACACGAAAAGACCUACCGAUGGGUCCUGCAACCCAAAAACUUGAGUUCGGUGGUGGCUUGGCUAUCUGCUCCCACGGACAGCGAACCUAUCUACUGGAUUUCCGGCAAACCGGGUGCGGGGAAGUCGACCCUGUUGCGCUACCUGGACCAAAAUCUGGAUUAUGAGGAGCAUAUGCUUCCCUGGGCAAGUGGGGUUACCGUUAUUCGAGCUUCAUAUUACUUCUGGAACGCAGGAAAUGCGCUGCAGAAGUCUUUCGAUGGACUCGUGCGAUCCUUGCUUGCUCAGAUACUCGAACAGCAGCCUGAGCUGAUAGCUCGCAUCACGACACUCGGACCAAAGUACAAUCCCCGAACUUGGGGUUCGAGUGCUGUGGAAUGGACCCAGUCUGAGCUACUGAGUCUACUUCAUAUCUGCAUUGGCGCACUGCAAGACCGCUACAAAGUUCUCCUUCUUAUCGAUGGCCUAGAUGAAUAUGAAGGCACCGACGAGUUGCGGCGGGACGUAAUCCGAACUUUGUUUGGGCUGAACGGAAUGGCGAACGUGAAGAUAUGCCUGUCAAGCCGGCCUUGGAACGUAUUCCGAGAUGCCUUCAGCAGCACACCGCAACUACGAUUAGAAGACCUUACUUAUCAGGAUAUUAGCACCUAUAUCAAGACCGAGCUUACCAAAUCCCUCCGCUUUCGAUAUCUUCACCUGCGCCAGAAAGCUGAGGCAGACAGACUAAUCUUAGCGAUGACUGAAAAGGCCGCUGGGGUUUUCUUAUGGGUCCGGCUCGUGGUCCGCGACCUACUCGAAGCUCUCCAGGAUGGCGAUAAUAUGGCUGCCUUAUCGCGAAAGCUCAACGGCAUCCCCGCUGACCUGGAUGAAUACUUCCGUAGGAUGAUUGAUUCGAUUCCUUCCCUGCACAGACGAGAAGCGUCAAAAAUGAUUCAACUCGCAUUGCAUGAGGAGACCGCGUUCACCGCACUCCACCCGCUGCGGAUGCUUGAUCUCUUGUUCAUUGACGAGCCUGUCCUUGACUUUGCAGACGCAGGACCGUCGAAUUAUCCCAUUCUAGAUCUAGCCGAUCGUGAAGGACUUGCAUUUAUGCUCGACUCUACGUACCGCAGGCUCAACAGUCGGUGUAUGGGACUGCUGGAGUGCGUAUUUGAUUUGGAGUUCUCUGGUUUUCUUGACCUUACCACUCCGGAUUUCCUGGAGGCCUACGAUGGCCAUCAAUUCAGUUCUGCGCUGUGUAUACAGAUUGCGGAGUCGGCAGAGAUAGGACACACCUUCAUGCUAACUAUCAACUUCUUACAUCGCAGCUGCCGGGACUUUCUUCGAUCUCCUGAGAUACAGGAGUUACUGCAUCAAUACACCGGCGGGCCCUUUGACGCAAGGCGGUACCUGGUCAACGCCAGAAUCUGUCAACUUCAAGCCUUGAUGGUUGCUGGAAUCAACCUUGAAUUGAGUUUUGGCAUCGCUAGUUAUUUGGCGAGCGCACUAGCAGUGCCCGGAUGGAGGGAGUCCGCCCCAGCCAUCAGAGCAGCCCGAGUGCUGGACCCAGUCAUUGAAUUUCUCCUAUCAGCGAGCGACCACAACAGUAGCAUGGAUGUCGGCUGGUACAUAGGCAAACUGGCAGGCAGAUGGGCGGAUGAACGAAGCUGUUUCCUGACUCUCGCUAUCGACUUUGACCUGCGAGGCUAUGUCAGGGCAUGUCUCGGUCCGGCGCAAGUCCGCAACAAGGCAGGCCGCCCGAUCCUGGACCAUGUUCUCCAGCCAGAGUUCUGCCGGCGUCGUGGCUCCCUGGGUAUCGGAUACUCGUUGGUCAGCCCCGAACUCGUGCGCCUUGUGCUCGAAAACGGAGGCGACCCUAAUGAAUCUUACCGAGGAGGGACCGUCUGGGCACGAUUUCUCGCGUGGACAGCAGGUUGCUUAGUUGAUUAUCUCACUGUUGACGCCGAAUUUGUCCAGGCCCACGUCGAGUCUAUCGCGCUGCUGCUACAGCACGGUGCGACACUCGUGAUUCCCCAUUCCUGGCUUGCAAGCAGCAGUUCCGGCUGGGCAAAGGUAAUGACCCACCCGGAUUCAGGCCUGCAGGAAGGCGAUCGAUUCCGUCGCCAGACAUCACCCGUCUCAGCCCCCCCUCACACGGCUUCUAUCGUGGACCAGCCAUGUUAUGCCGUUACCGAUCUCCUGCAAGCGUUCCGCCCAUGGUUCGGAGGAGAGAUCGACCGGCUGAUUGCUCUCGCGCAACGCUCUGCCACCGUUUCUGCCUUAGGGCAGGGCAUCACGACCCUUCCUCUUCGGCCUAGAACCGAGUUUCUUCGACCCGGGGUAGAAUCUGUAUAGUGUGCAGGUCGGCAAGCAGAGCCGGGGGCCACUCACACACCUCGCACCAAGUUAUGUUUCUGCUCGUAGGAACUUGGAAUGGAUGAGGUCAAAACGGGUGAAAACAGGUGGGGAUGAAGGCAGCAAUGAAUUUACUGCUUAGUAGGGUAGGUCAAGUGAAAGGAACAUCUAACAAAACGCUCAAUCCUAUCAACGAGAACUAAAGUCUAUACUAUCUCAUAGCGAAGCUAGGGAAACCCCAGGCUCUGCCUCCUGGUUUAUUAUAGUGCAACCUAUCAUCCCCGAAACACAAAGUCGA
Aspergillus uvarum CBS 121591 is the source of this 4714-nucleotide messenger RNA. RefSeq lists its product as uncharacterized. The record is from RefSeq and is a predicted model, not a curated record. NCBI's taxonomy places the organism in Eukaryota, Fungi, Ascomycota, Eurotiomycetes, Eurotiales, Aspergillaceae. Gene Ontology annotation, biological process: protein phosphorylation. Gene Ontology annotation, molecular function: ATP binding; protein kinase activity. The transcript is spliced from 6 exons. Bases 1 to 4416 code for a protein of 1471 amino acids.